Messenger RNA from Mytilinidion resinicola, 645 nucleotides. RefSeq lists its product as uncharacterized. The transcript has 3 exons. NCBI's taxonomy places the organism in Eukaryota, Fungi, Ascomycota, Dothideomycetes, Mytilinidiales, Mytilinidiaceae. The coding region runs from base 1 to 645 and encodes 214 amino acids. The record is from RefSeq and is a predicted model, not a curated record.
AUGAACUCGACGGAUGCUGGAGCGACCAGUUCUCACAGUGUCCAGCCCCGCGUAAACCAUCUACUGAGAAAACUGGCGAAUACCGUUGGCACUAAUCCUACCCCAAAGCGCAAAAUCAACCGGCAUUUCGUCCCCACUGUAGCGGUCGAAUCCUCAUCUGCAGCGGUCAAGUUCUCGACCGGUAAUACCGACUACGAGGUCAUACCGGACCCGUCGGACGACGACGACGAAUCUGCCAGUGACGGCGAGCUGAAGCCACGUCGGAGAGAGCUCGCACCUGGACGAUCUGCUGCAGCGGCCAAGUUCUCGACUGGCAGUACCAACUAUGAGGUCGUACCGGUCUCGUCGGACAACGAAUACGAAUCUACCAGCGAUCUGGAAGUGAUCGUUGGCAAACCCCGCACCCCCCAAGCAAUACGCACCAUCACGCAAGCCCUAACGCCGGGCAUGGUACGCAUCAUCCGUCUCAGGAUCAAAGGGCGACCAGUAGAAGAAGACCCGUUGGCUAUCCGCGGUGACUUAGAGGAUAAUCACCAAGGCGUGUAUGCUAACCUUCUCUUGUCACUCACUUUGGCCGGCCUCUAUAUAGGAAGUGGGUCGUCCGACGGGGACGGGCGGGCGGAUGUUUAUGAACAGGGGCUGUGA